Molecule: messenger RNA, 4918 nt
Organism: Ostrea edulis (European flat oyster)
Lineage: Eukaryota; Metazoa; Mollusca; Bivalvia; Ostreida; Ostreidae
Product: lysosomal alpha-mannosidase-like
Exons: 24
Coding region: 475-3093 (872 amino acids)
Biological process (GO): mannose metabolic process
Cellular component (GO): lysosome
Molecular function (GO): alpha-mannosidase activity; carbohydrate binding
Source: RefSeq, a predicted model, not a curated record
UAGAGAUCAGUAGAGUAAUAGGGACUGGUAAAUGAAGGUAUGGUAUAGAGAUCAGUAGAGUAAUAGGGACUGGUAAAUGAAGGUAUGGUAUAGAGAUCAGUAUAGUAAUAGAGACUGGUAAAUGAAGGUAUGGUAUAGAGAUCAGUAUAGUAAUAGGGACUGGUAAAUGAAGGUAUGGUAUAGAGAUCAGUAGAGUAAUAGAGACUGGUAAAUGAAGGUAUGGUAUAGAGAUCAGUAGAGUAAUAGAGACUGGUAAAUGAAGGUAUGGUAUAGAGAUCAGUAGAGUAAUAGGGAGUGGUAAAUGAAGGUAUGGUAUAGAGAUCAGUAGAGUAAUAGGGACUGGUAAAUGAAGGUAUGGUAUAGAGAUCAGUAUAGUAAUAGAGACUGGUAAAUGAAGGUAUGGUAUAGAGAUCAGUAGAGUAAUAGGGACUGGUAAAUGAAGGAAGACUCGAGUUCAUACUGGGUGGGUGGUCUAUGGAUGAUGAGGCUACAACACAUUACAAUGCAAUCAUUGAUGAACAUUCUUUGGGAUUGGAAUUUCUUCGACAGAACUUUGGAGACUGCAGCAGGCCUCGAGUGGCAUGGCAGAUCGAUCCUUUCGGCCAUUCCAGAGAACAAGCUUCUCUGUUUGCUCACAUGGGCUAUGAUGGUUUAUUUUUUGGAAGAGUGGACUUUGAAGACAAAUUUCACAGAGAACUGACAAAAUCCAUGGAAAUGGUUUGGCAGGGCAGUCCCAGCAAUUUAGGCCCCAGCAGUGACCUAUUUUCUGGGGUGCUCUACCAUGGUUACAAUCCACCCCCUGGAUUUUGCUGGGAUACUCUAUGCAGUGAUGACCCUAUCAUGGAUGACAAGAACAUGGAGGAUUAUAAUGCAGAUUUAGUAACACAAAAGUUCCUCAAUUAUACAAAAUACCAGGCUCUAGCGUAUGCCACUGAACAUAUCAUGAUGACGAUGGGAAGUGAUUUCAAUUACCAGAAUGCGCACAUGUGGUUUAAGAACAUGGAUAAAUUGAUUAAUCUAGUUAAUGCACAGCAAAAAAAUGGGAGUAAAGUGAACCUUCUGUACUCCACCCCCAGCUGUUACCUGUACCAGGUGAACCUGGCCAAUAAAACCUGGCCCACCAAAAAGGAUGAUUUCUUCCCAUAUGCACAUCUCCCUCACUCUUACUGGACAGGGUUCUACACAAGUAGGCCCAACCUCAAGAGAUAUGUCAGGCAGACUAACAACUUCCUACAGGUCUGUAAACAGUUAGAUGCCUUAGCCAUGCUUGAAGAUUCUGACAAUAGUUCACUCAACAUUCAAGUCCUAAAAGAAGCAAUGGGUGUAGCACAGCAUCAUGAUGCAGUAUCAGGAACUGAGAAGCAAGCAGUGGCUAAUGACUAUGCAAAGAGACUAGCAAGAGGAACUCUUGAAUGUCAGAAAGUGGUGAAUGAUGCUUACAAGAAAUUGUUCCCAAAACAGAAAGAAGUACCACCAGACCAGAUGUUCUGUAGUUUGUUAAAUAUCAGUAUGUGUCAAGCAACAGAAAACAACAAACAGUUCACUAUGACAGUGUACAACCCCAUAGGUAGAUCAGUGGGCCACUGGAUACGACUUCCUGUCAUUGGUAAAUCCUAUGUCAUCACAGAUCCCAAUGGCAAGAGUGUGCCAUCUCAGGUUUUACCCAUCAGCAAUGAGACUAAAAAAAUUCCAGAGAGAAAGGGCUCACUGGCAGAAAAUGAACUCGUCUUUUGGGUCAUGGUACCUCCCCUUGGCUUCAACACCUUCUUUAUCAAACAGAGUUCAGGGCCAAGUAAAACACAGAAAUCUGUAGUCCGCCAAUUGGAUAAUGCAGAUAUUGUGAUCAAGAAUCAACAUUUAUCCCUGAUGUUUGAUGGGAACUCUGGUCAGUUGAAAUCAAUGAAGAACUUAAAUUCUGGAGCUUCCAUUCCAUUGCAACAGACAUUCCAGUUCUAUAUAGGGCACCCUGGCAACACGACUGUAUUUGAGUACCAAGCCUCUGGGGCCUAUGUGUUUAGGCCUCUCACCUCUGCACCUGCUGACUUUCAGCCUCUUCUGAAGAAGAGAACUUUUCAUGUUCAGGGUCAGUUAGUACAGGAGAUCAGGCAGUGGUUCUCUCCGUGGGUGUCUCAGGUGGUCAGGUUGUAUGACCAGGCAAAUUAUGCAGAGCUGGAAUGGACAGUGGGACCAAUCCCUGUGAGUGAUGGCUUGGGAAAAGAAGUCAUAACUAAGUAUAGCACAGGACUUCAAACUAAUGGGGUCUUCUACACUGAUGCCAAUGGCAGAGAAAUUCUCAAACGAACACGAAAUCACAGAGACACGUGGAAGUUUAAAACCUCAGAACCUAUUGCUGCAAAUUACUAUCCCAUCAACAGCAGGGUUUACAUCAAGGAUAGCAACAGUCAGUUCACUGUCAUGACAGACAGAAGUCAAGGGGGAACCAGUUUACAGGAUGGAAACCUAGAAGUCAUGUUACAUCGCCGUCUGUUGUAUGAUGACAAUUUAGGUGUAGGAGAAGCUCUGAAUGAGACCGGGGCAGAUGGGAAAGGUCUUAUUGCCAGAGGAAAGCAUUUCUUGUUUUUGGACACAGUACAGAAUUCUGGAGCCCUACACAGGGACAUGGGUCUGCGACUUUAUAUGGCCCCCUCCCUGUCAUUCACCAAUUCUCAGAUGAAGCAGCAGGAAUGGAGUCAGAAGUUCUAUACUGCUUGGUCAGGAUUGAAGACUUCCCUUCCAGACAAUGUCCACAUGUUGACUCUAGAGCAAUGGGGUGGUCCCACAAUCAAGCCUAGUCCCACUCAACCUUUCCUUGUCAGAUUUGAACACAUAUAUGAGAAGGGAGAGAACUCUGAAUUGUCCAAACCAGUCAAACUAAUGCUGAAGGACAUAUUUGUACCAUUUAGAAUAAAAACCAUGGUAGAAUUAACGCUAGGGGCUAACCUGCCACUUAGCGACCUCAAGAGACUCCAGUGGAAAACCACAGACUAUACAACAGAUGCACAGUUGAUAAGACACAAGGUCGGGGUGGCAGAUAACUUUACUGUGAUACUGAACCCAAUGGAGAUAAGAACAUUCCAAGUCACACUCGCAUAAUAAAUGUUUCAUCUUAUCAGAGAGUGCUAGGAAUAGAUACACUGGAGUGCCAAAUGGUGUUGUCUCUCAGUAUAUAUAUACUUUUUUUGUAUAAACUGAAUUUUUGUAAACUUUCUAUAUACAGGUACAUGUUGAGAUUUGAAAAUUCCCCACAGCAUGCCAAAUAUUAGAUCUGUUCCAUCCAUUGAUUUUCUUUCGACAUUAAGCAGUGCACAUGCUGUUUUAUUUGUUCUCAUGUAGCUUAAUGUAUGUACAUUGUUUCAACACAAUUUUACCAGAAUAUUAUAAUACUAGAAGGAAACAUUCCAGUUAGCAGUGUUUUAUUGGGUAUCUAAAGUGUUUUAUCGGGGAUCUAAAGUGAACACAAGACUCCCCUAUAGGAAACAUUUUAUAAUUAUUGGGCUCAGUGAAUAUUGUACUUCUCAGGUAGCUGACCUUAAAAAUGUCAUGAAUUGCUUUAUUAUGUGAUUGAAUAAUUCAAAACAUUGAAACCGGCCUACAAACCAAUACCUGGUCGGCCAUCUUUGUUUACAGCUAGAGUGCAAGACCUAGUCAAAAGUGAUCAGAGACACAAGUUUUCAUUCCAUGAGCAAAAUAUGAUAACUGAUCUUCUCAUUUUGGAAUCGCCAGUUUAUUUUUGGUCUGAUGAAAAUCAAAUGUUUAUUCACUUCGAAGGUGAAUAUAACUUUCUAUUUAUUUUAUUUUUUUGUUAGAUGUGAGCCAAUCAGAAAGCUGUGUAGAUUCAGAUACAUAGCGAUAUAUGUAUUUUUUUUAAAAAAAGUUUUUUUCUUAAGAACAAGGGUAGAAUAUGAGUAAUUUAUUUCUUUAAAGUGUAAGCAUCUUCAUGUUGUGUAUAUUCAGACUGGUGUAAACCAUGUCCUCUAAGUUCUGGGCAGGGUCACAGUAGGAUGUGAUAUAUUACAUGUAAUGUAGACAUUUUUUAAAAAAAUCUUUAUUUCAAGACCCAGAAAGAUACAAUUAGUCUUGAUAGUGUAGAAUCAAUUUUCUCCAGUCUGUGGCUCUGGAGCCAAAGCAGUUCUGCAUUAGGGCUUUAAAGAUUUACAUUCAUAUAUUACUUUUUGUACAUGCAUAUGAUGAAUACAUGUAUGUGAAUUGUAUUUUUUAAAAACAGAAUGAUGAUGCUCUGGACUAGAUUAGUGUACAUUAAAAAUUCCUAAGGAAAUUUUGAUUCUUUAUACAAUAAUAUGAUGAUUACAGUUUGUGAUAUAUGUCUUCACCUGGAGACAAGUAGUGUAAAUGGUUGAGUAGAAGAAUGCCUUACUGUAGGCCUCUUGUUAACAAAUACAGGUACUGGGAAUUGUCUAGUCACAGGUGUGAUGAAAGUUGUUUUGUUACCUUGCAAAGAGUAAAAUUAAUGACAUUUGAUACUUAUACUGGAAUAUUCUCUGUGCUGUAAUCUCUGAGGUAUUGCAGAUCUGAUAGAUUGUUUUAAUUUUAGAAAAUGUACUAAACAUACUGAACAGAUAUUUUGUAUAUUGUUAAGAUCUGUGUUUACUGUGUGGAUUAGAUGUUCACUUUUUUAUUUCGUGGAACAAAAUUUGAUGUUUAUUUGAUCUAUAUUGUUGAGCAUGUAUGUACUUAUAUUUGAAUUAACUAUAUCAGAUCUGAAAAAUGGUGCAUUUUAAGUGCAAUUUAUCAAUAUAACACAAGUUAUGUAUAGAUUUACAAUUACAACAUUUACUUCCAAAAUCACGUGAAUAUGCUGUGAUUAUAUUGAACAUAUUUAAAAGGUGUAAUGUUGCACAUGUCUUUUAAAAUUUACUGUGAAACAUUCCAGUUGAAAAUGAUUAAAAUUAAAUUCGGA